AUGGCCAAAGGCAAGCUCUCCCGGCAGCGCUCCCGCGCCAGCGCGGGCGCGGGCGAGGCGCCCGCCCGCGGCCGAGAAUCCCUGGCCAGCCGGCUCCGGGCCUCCGUCGCGCACGGCUGGUCUGUGGUCAACGCGAACAUUGACCAGCUGAAGCUGACUUUGCAGAGCCUCCAGGACCGCUGGGAUGUGCACGGCCAGGGCAUUUGGGCCGUGGAGGCUUUUCUGACCAGCUCCUGGUGCCGGCGGAUUCUGAUCCUCUUCCCGGCGCUCCACCCCUGGCGGGCGUUGGCCCUCUUCAGCAUGUUCACUCCUCACUGUGUCCGCGUCGCACUCCUCGACAUGAAGAUCAUGAGCGCUGCCGCCGCCAACGCGGUGUUCUUCCAAAGCACGGCGCAGCCGCAAGACGUCGACCCGCGGUGCGCCAAGCCCCAGGACAUGCUGAUACGCGUCGUAACGGCUUUCACAGUUGGGGUGGUCACGGCCCUUCUGGGCGACGUGCUGAUCGUGGUGCUGCUGCUUAUUCAGAGGCGGAGGGUGGUGGAGAGGGAGGAGUGGACGCCGGCCCAGAUCUCUCAGCAGAGGCGGCGUUGGUUUUGGAGGAGAUGCCUGUUCUGGGCCAUCUGGAUCCCGCACAAGUGUGUCUGCGUUCUUUACGUCUCCGUCUUCCUGGCCAGCGUCACCCUGCUGGAUGCGCAGAAGUGGCUGGAGAGCACGGCCGUGAGCCUGCUCCAGGACUGCUUCCUGAAACCAUUUUGCGUGGCCGCGCUCCUCGGCAUCCUCUCGAGCCUCUUCCUGGCCUGCAUGCCCCGGGUGAAGGAGAAGGUGCGAGCGGAGUGGCUGAAAGAAGAGGAGGCGGAAGAGCAUGGUGAGGAGGUCUCCAAGCCCAACAUGUACACGACUGCAGACACUCGCGUCUUCGAUGACAGCGACUCCUCUCCCGAAGAUGCCAUUGAGGUUCAGUCGGUCGCGAGCCACGACGUGAGGGCACGAGAGUUCUGUGCUGUACUACCAGGUGCCCCUCAAGAGAAUGUCACGUCAGCGAAGGACUGA
This is a messenger RNA of Symbiodinium natans, 1050 nucleotides long. The record is from the annotation of a GenBank genome assembly. NCBI's taxonomy places the organism in Eukaryota, Dinophyceae, Suessiales, Symbiodiniaceae.